This is a messenger RNA of Saxophila tyrrhenica, 834 nucleotides long. RefSeq lists its product as uncharacterized. The transcript has 2 exons. Gene Ontology annotation, biological process: anaphase-promoting complex-dependent catabolic process; protein K11-linked ubiquitination. Lineage: Eukaryota; Fungi; Ascomycota; Dothideomycetes; Mycosphaerellales; Extremaceae. The record is from RefSeq and is a predicted model, not a curated record. Gene Ontology annotation, cellular component: anaphase-promoting complex. The coding region runs from base 1 to 834 and encodes 277 amino acids.
AUGCCGACUUCAACGCGUCGACAGGCACGCGCGCGUUCGCUGGAUGAACAUGCUCAAACGCCACCUGGCAGCGUGAGUGAGCUGCAAGAUGUGAGCACAGACGCGAUAGUCGAUCAGGAGAUGCAAGACGAUGGACAGCCUGUGGAAGAAGAAGAGGAAGAAGAACAAGAAAUCGAACUCGAACCCUUCCCACCCCCAGGCCUCAAAGAAAUCUCUUCCCUCGCCUCCUGGACCGUCAGCACCGCCAAACCCGGCAAUGGAGUCGCCGCCCUCCGCUCCCCAGACACGUCUCUCUUCUGGCAAUCCGACGGUCCGCAACCGCAUCUCCUUAGCAUCCACUUCUUCAAACUGGUGUCAAUCGUGCACAUGCGCAUAUACCUGGACUUUGAAUCCGACGAAUCCUACACGCCAACUAAAAUCCAAUUCCUAGCCGGGAUGGGCGUGCACGAUAUCCAGGAGUUCGCGGAGAUGAGUUUCGAGCAGCCGACCGGAUGGUUUGACGUAGAUUUCUCCAAUGUCGGACCGGUGGAGAUGGAGGAGGAUGAGGAUGAAGAUGCGCCGAGAGUGGUGGAUUGGAGCAAGCAGCCGGUGUUGAGGGCGUUUCUGGUGCAGGUGAGGAUUCUGGAGAAUCACCAGAAUGGGAAGGAUACCCAUUUGCGGGCGGUGAAUUUGUUCGCGCGGGAUGAGGCGUUUGAGGCGAGGAAGGAGAGGAGGGCGCCGAAGAGGGUGGAGAGGGAGGUGCUGGUGAGGGCGGGGAAGAUGGGUGGGGAGCGGAAGAAGGCGAUGGAGGGGAUUAGGUUGGCGAGUUGGAUGAUGGAGCCUGAGCUGCGAUGA